AUGGCUCCUAGUUUCGAUAAUGAAACCUCGCUUUUUAACUUUGUCGUCCGUGAUGGAAAUGGCGUCAAAGGAAUUGUGGACUUGGGUAUAUCAAAGGUGCCCCAGGCUUACAUUCAACCACCCGCCGAGCAAAUUAAUAAAAAAAAUGCGAGCAAAUGUGAGAUACCACCUAUCGAUUUGUCGAAGCUCGAUGGCCCUGACCAUGAUGAAGAGGUCAACCAAAUUGUUAGAGCUGCUGAGACUCUUGGAUUUUUCCAAGUUGUCAACCAUGGAGUACCAACAGAACUACUCGACUCCCUUAAGCAGACUGCACAUAACUUCUUUGGAUUGCCUCCAGAGAGAAAGGCUGUUUAUCGAAGAGAGGUGAGUCCAUCCCCAUUAGUGAAGUAUGGAACGAGUUUUGUACCUGAGAAGGAGAAAGCAUUGGAAUGGAAAGACUAUAUUAGCAUGGCUUACACCAAUGAUGAUGAAGCUCUUCAACAGUGGCCUGUAGAGUGCAGGGACGUUGCUCUUCAAUAUUUGAAGACAUCACAUGAGAUGGUGAGGAAAUUGCUCGAAGCUUUGCUGGGAAAUCUAGGAGCGGAGCUAGAUGACUCCAAGAUUGAUGCAUUCAUUGGAAAAAAGAUGGUUAAUAUGAACUUUUAUCCAACAUGUCCUAAUCCUGAGCUCACAAUCGGUGUAGGACGCCAUUCCGAUAUGGGUACUCUUACAAUCUUAUUACAAGACGGAAUUGGCGGUUUGUUUGUAAAAGUCCCGCAAGAUGUAAACAUGGAAAAGAAGGGAGAGUGGGUAGAAAUCCCUCCUAUUCCUGGUGCUUUAGUCAUCAAUAUUGGUGAUAUGUUACAGAUUUGGAGUAAUGGAAGGUACAAAAGUGCAGAGCAUAGAGUUCGCACCACAAGUACAAAAUCAAGAGUGUCAAUACCAAUAUUUACAAGCCCGCAACCAACUCAAAAGAUUGCACCACUACCCCAAGUGGUGGAGAAAGAUGGAGUAGCUCGUUAUAAAGAAUUUUUGUUUUCAGAUUACAUGAAUAACUUCUUUGGGAAUGCACAUGACGGCAAAAAAUCUCUUGAGUUUGCAAAAACCAACUCUGCUUGAAGUGGAAGACUUGUGCCAACUUACUCUUUCAACUACUGGGGUUUUUAGGACAUCUAUUAUAAAUUAUUGGCUUUAGGACAAAUGCUCUCAUGUGAUAACAAAGUAAAAGAUUAUGAUGUUUCCAUUUAUUCUUUCUACAUUCUUUUUGAAUAAAAAAUAACUUAUG
This is a messenger RNA of Gossypium arboreum, 1264 nucleotides long. Its product is annotated as scopoletin 8-hydroxylase-like. The transcript has 3 exons. The coding region runs from base 1 to 1098 and encodes 365 amino acids. The record is from RefSeq and is a predicted model, not a curated record. Lineage: Eukaryota; Viridiplantae; Streptophyta; Magnoliopsida; Malvales; Malvaceae.